UCCUGCCAACCAACCCUCUUGGCUCUUGAGAUUUGGCUGCCCAAUUUCAAGUAAGGUCUUAUCAUGGUGAUCAUUCACAUUGCUUAUAGAUUGGUGGGAAACAAAUCUUUAUGUUUUUUUUUUUCUUUUUUGUUGUCCUCUCUAAAGUUGCAGGUUCUGGAAACCUAAAGGCUCAUGGUUAGUGACCAGAGAUAACAGAACCAUUGCCUGCCUUACCCACAAGUUCUAACUUGGAAAACCAAAAGAUUGUACUUCUGUAAAAUUGUCGAAGAUAUAUAAACCCACAAAAGAAAUAAUAAUUAGUUAAUCAUAUUCAUCGCCAACACUCCGACCCCUGCUAUGCACUGAUCGUCUCUGAGCAGGGGCGGGUUACCCGACCAUGUGAACCUAUGAAAAUAUUUGGGGUCUAAUCAAGAUGAUGAAUCUAUUUUAAUCGCAAAGGUUGGCUUCUCCGAAUAAAUGCUCAUUAUUAUCAUGCCAGUAAACUCGUGAUGUGAGAUUGACAUGUUAAUAAACGUGAUUGACGGAUAUUUAGAAAGUACAUAGGAGUUUUAUUACUAAGUGCAUAAAAAUUAGCAUCUUAUCAUAACCUCAUUGCACAAAUGUGAAGAAAAUAACUAUAAAGGUAUCGAUUCAGGAAGCAGGUAUCAACAUCAACGUCAUUCAUGGCCAGCUCAGCUUCAAAAGGAGACUAGUGUCUGAAACCAGUUUCUCGAACUAUUUACUCGUCUAAGUCAAUUUAAUUUUCCUUUACAAGCCUUCAAACAAAUCGUUCAACCAAAGCCCAUAGCAUAAUUGAAGUUUAAACAACAUCCAAAAUUUCCAAAAACUUUCUUAUCUUAAAAAAACAAGGUAGAGAAAGACCAUUCAUGGUAAGCGUCUAGUUUAGUUCAUUUGCAGUGAAAACUUUCAUACAAGGCGGCUAUGGCUGUGGACAGUGCUCCACUUCUCAACAUUUAUGGCAAUGAUAGCGACCAAAUAGAAAAACCUGUCAGCUGGUUUAACGAGUUCGGAUAUGAGUCCAAGAGGUUAUGGCAUAUUGCAGGGCCAGCAAUUUUCACAGCAAUUUGCCAGUAUUCAUUGGGAGCACUCACACAAACGUUUGCUGGCCUUGUUAGUGAGCUAGACCUUGCUGCGGUGUCCGUUGAGAACUCUGUCAUAGCCGGUCUUGCUUUCGGUGUCAUGUUAGGAAUGGGGAGCGCGUUGGAGACACUAUGUGGUCAAGCAUAUGGUGCUGGGAGGCUAAGGAUGUUGGGGGUGUACAUGCAGAGAUCUUGGAUCAUUCUGUUGACUACAGCCUGCUUAUUGGUUCCCAUCUACAUUUGGUCACCUCCCAUUCUUGAACUAUUCGGAGAGACCACUGAAAUCUCCAAUGCUGCAGGUAAGUUUGCUGUGUGGAUGCUACCGCAAUUAUUUGCUUAUGCUAUGAACUUCCCUAUACAGAAGUUCUUACAAGCUCAGAGGAAAGUCAUGGUAAUGGCUUGGGUAUCAGCCCUGGUAUUAGUGCUACAUGCCUUUUUCAGCUGGUUUCUAAUAUUUAAACUUGGAUGGGGCUUAAUUGGAGCAGCAAUAACUUUAAAUACAUCAUGGUGGCUUAUAGUUAUCGGACAGUUGUUAUACAUUUUUAUUACCAAGUCGGAUGGUGCUUGGUGUGGUUUCUCAUGGCUAGCAUUUGCGGAUCUCGUUGGCUUUGUCAAGCUUUCAUUGGCUUCUGCUAUUAUGUUAUGCUUGGAGUUUUGGUACUUGAUGGUGCUGGUAGUCAUAACAGGUCGCCUGCCAAACCCUCUUAUACCAGUUGAUGCCGUUUCCAUUUGCAUGAACAUAAAUGGAUGGGAUGCAAUGAUUGCAAUCGGGUUCAAUGCUGCUAUAAGUGUGAGAGUAUCAAAUGAACUUGGAGCUGGGAACGCUUGGCUUGCAAAAUUUUCUGUGCUAGUUGUUUCAAUCACAUCUGUGGGCAUAGGGGUUGUUUGCAUGAUUGUGGUGUUUGGAACGAAAGAUUACUUCCCUUACCUCUUCACCAACAGUUAUGCUGUUGCUGAAGAAACCACCAAGCUAUCUAUAUUGUUGGGGUUUACGGUACUCUUAAACAGCCUCCAACCGGUCUUAUCAGGUGUUGCUGUUGGAGCUGGAUGGCAAUCUCUUGUUGCUUACAUCAACAUUGGGUGUUACUAUGUUGUUGGAUUACCUGCCGGCAUACUCCUGGGAUUCACAUUUGGUUUUGGGGUUUUGGGUAUUUGGUCAGGCAUGAUUGGGGGCAUUGUUAUACAAACCUUAAUCUUGAUAGUUGUCACUUCACUUACCAACUGGAACAAGGAAGCUGAAGAAGCCGAAGGCCGUGUGAAGAGAUGGGGAGGAUCAACUGGAGAGCAUUGAUAUAAAAUGUGUUUGAUUAGUAGUUUAAGCUGUUAGAAAAUUUAAGAAAACAGAAGUAAUAAAAAAGAAGAAAUAUGACUUUGAGGUAUGAAAAACAUUAUCUUAAAGGCAAUUAUGCCUAUAAGAUAUAACAAAAUCUUCAAAAACUUUCUAAAUUAGAAGUAGUAAAAUUAAUCAGAAAGAAAGAUCUAUUUAUAAUAAAUAAAUAGUUACUAAUUAAGUUAAUUCAAAA
Durio zibethinus is the source of this 2605-nucleotide messenger RNA. The record is from RefSeq and is a predicted model, not a curated record. Lineage: Eukaryota; Viridiplantae; Streptophyta; Magnoliopsida; Malvales; Malvaceae.